Messenger RNA from Copidosoma floridanum, 1539 nucleotides. It is a transcript of the gene CysRS-m, whose product is annotated as cysteine--tRNA ligase-like protein, mitochondrial. Gene Ontology annotation, biological process: cysteinyl-tRNA aminoacylation. Gene Ontology annotation, cellular component: cytoplasm. Gene Ontology annotation, molecular function: ATP binding; cysteine-tRNA ligase activity. The record is from RefSeq and is a predicted model, not a curated record. NCBI's taxonomy places the organism in Eukaryota, Metazoa, Arthropoda, Insecta, Hymenoptera, Encyrtidae.
AUGUUUAAAACUUGGAGAAGACUAGUUCAUUCGAGUGCAAGGGCUUGCAACAAAUUCGAGUGGAUACAGCCAAGUGGAUCUGACUCUGGGAUCGUUGUUUAUAAUCCGGUGGCUAGAAAAAAGACUCCAUUGAUCUUAAGAAACAACAAUAUUGUCACAUGGUACAUGUGUGGGCCGACAGUCUAUGAUUCAGCUCAUAUUGGACAUGCUUGUACAUAUGUUAGAUUUGACACUAUCCGCAGAAUUCUAACGGAAUUUUUUGAUAUGAAUGUUGUACUUGUCAUGGGAAUGACGGACAUUGAUGACAAAAUUAUAAUGCGCUCCAAUGAAACUGGCAUGGACUGGAUGAAGCUUACUCAUAAUUAUGAAAAAGAAUUUUUCUCUGAUAUGGAUUCUCUUAAUGUCCUAAGGCCAUACAAGACUUGUAGAGUUACAGAUUAUAUACCAGACAUCAUUGCUUUUGUAAAAAAAAUUGUGGACAAAAAUGGAGCAUAUGUUGGCAAAGAUGGAUCUGUAUAUUUUAAUACAUCGAAUUAUAAAAACUAUGGAAAAUUAGAUUUGCCAUUAACGGAAGAUGAUGCAGAGAAAAAUCCACACAAAAAAUCUUCUCUGGAUUUUGCAUUAUGGAAGGCAGCAAAGCCACAAGAACCAUAUUGGGAAAGUCCUUGGGGUAUUGGCAGACCAGGUUGGCAUAUUGAAUGCAGUGCAAUGGCUAGUGCGGUGCUUGGAAACAAUAUUGAUAUUCACACUGGAGGUAUAGACUUGGCUUUCCCACAUCAUGAAAAUGAGGAAGCUCAAUCUUGUUGUCAUCAUGAUACACAUCAAUGGGUCAAUUAUUGGAUGCAUACAGGACAUUUACAUAAGUCAAAAGACAAGAAAAUGUCAAAAAGUUUGAAAAAUACGAUGAACAUACCUGAUUUAUUUAAAGAUCUUACACCUAAUCAGUUCAGGAUGCUUUGCCUUUUGAGUUAUUACAGAAAUAAUAUUGAGUACUCUGAUAUUAUUAUUCAAAAUGCAGUGAAUGCAUUGAAAAAAAUUGAAUUCUUUUUAAGUGAUUGUGAUGCUUAUGUUUCUGGAAAAUAUCAGGAUGGAAAUGUAGAUGGACCUAAACUUUUAAAAACUUUGGAAAAAACUAGGAAUGAAGUGAUCGAAUCUCUUAAAAAUGAUUUCCAUACUCCAAAAGCUGUUCACGCUAUUUUAAGUUUGAUUUCUGUUGGACAUGAGAUGCUCCAUCAAAAACAGACAGAAACUGUCGCAAGAGAUUCCGCAAGUGUUGCGGCUGUAUCGAGUUAUUUACAAAGAUUAAUUUCCAAACUGGGUAUAACUCAAUCAACAGCUUUAAAACAAAGCUGUGAUCUAUCUAACGUACUAGAUAUUUUUAUUGAUUUCCGAAAUGACAUUCGAAAUAAGGCUAUUGAGAAAGACGUUAAAGAUGUGGAAUCUUUGAAAGCUUGCGACAAUGUCAGAAAAAGACUGUCUGACUGUGGAGUUGACUUAAGAGAUCAGAAAGGAAAAUCUCUAUGGACAAUAAGACAGUAG